ACACACACACACACACAUGCUUGGGCAGAGAGAUGUGAAGAGGGAGCUCACACACACACACACCUCCUGAUUCAGCUGAACAGAUUUAUUCGUCACCUCACUGCAGCCUCACGCAGCGAGCCUGCUGCAAAACAAGCAAGACAAUCCCGAAACCCCAGCAGCACCUGCCCUGUCCGUCAGCCUGCCUGUCUGUCUGCACAGAUUAACUCUGACUGCGUGCUCACUGGCAUCCACUGCAGCCUGGGAGACAGAGAAGGGAAACGUCAGGCUGAAAUCCACCGGAGAGACGAGCAGCGAAUGUGAAUUAUGGGAAAACUAAAAUGUAACAACUGCAUUGAGGACGGGCCAAUGGAUGAACUGCGGGACAAAUAGAUAACCAAUAAAAGGAAAAGCUCUGUUUCUGUGUCUCUACCUUAGGACCUCCUGUAGGGAGAUGUUCAUCAUUAUGGGAUAGAUGCACAGAUCUGCCCAUUGCCAUGGAUACCAGCACGCGAAAAUUCACAGUGCGGAGAUGGUUUUCCAUCUAUCUGAAGAACAAGGCAGCGAGGAACAAAAACACUGCAGGCUUCUGUCAACUCGAGGAUGACAGUAUCCUUAAGGAGAUUGACAUCAGCCACCAUGUUAAGGAGGGUUGUGAGAAAGCAGACCCCUCUCAGUUCCAGCUGCUUAAAGUGCUGGGACAGGGCUCCUAUGGAAAGGUGUUUUUGGUGAGGAAGAUCAGAGGAGUGGACAGAGGACAGCUGUAUGCCAUGAAGGUCCUGAAGAAAGCCACGCUGAAAGUUCGGGAUCGUGUGCGAUCUAAAAUGGAAAGAGACAUUCUGGCUGAAGUGAACCAUCCAUUUAUAGUUAAACUGCACUAUGCCUUUCAGACAGAAGGAAAGCUUUAUCUGAUCCUAGACUUCCUCAGAGGAGGAGACCUUUUCACUCGUCUGUCAAAGGAGGUCAUGUUUACAGAAGAGGAUGUGAAAUUUUACCUUGCAGAGUUGGCCCUGGCCUUGGACCAUCUACACAGUUUGGGCAUCAUCUACAGGGACCUCAAACCUGAAAAUAUUCUUCUGGAUGAAGAAGGACACAUUAAGAUAACUGACUUUGGAUUAAGUAAGGAGGCCAUCGACCAUGAUAAAAGAGCAUAUUCCUUCUGUGGAACAAUAGAGUACAUGGCUCCAGAAGUCGUAAACAGAAGAGGGCAUACACAAAGUGCUGACUGGUGGUCAUUUGGGGUGCUUAUGUUUGAGAUGUUGACAGGAUCGUUACCAUUCCAAGGAAAAGAUCGUAAGGAAACAAUGGCACUUAUUCUAAAGGCUAAGCUGGGAAUGCCACAGUUCCUCAGUCCUGAAGUGCAAAGUUUAUUAAGAGCACUCUUCAAGAGGAACCCUGCUAAUCGAUUAGGUGCAGGACCAGAUGGAGUGGAAGAAAUAAAGAGACAUCGAUUCUUUGCAUCAAUAGACUGGAAUAAGUUGUACAGGAAGGAAAUGAGGCCUCCAUUCAAACCCACAGUUGGAAGACCUGAAGACACUUUCCAUUUUGACCCUGAGUUCACCUCCAGAACACCCACUGAUUCUCCUGGCAUCCCUCCCAGCGCAAACACACACCAGUUGUUUCGUGGUUUCAGCUUUGUUGCAACUAAUCAAAAUCAGGAGCCUAGUGUUGCUACGGUAGCACCUUCUCGUCAGGAGGUGAACAACAUCAACCCCAUAGCACAGCAUCUCCGUGGUGAUGUGGCCUUCAGCGAUGUCUAUGAGCUUAAGGAGGAAGUUGGACAAACAGCGACUUCUGUCAGCAGAAGAUGUCUGCACAGAGUGACUGCUGUGGAGUAUUCAGUAAAGAUUAUUGAGAGAGUGAGGAAAGAUCCAUCAGAAGAGAUUGAGAUUCUGUUGCGAUACGGACCACAUCCAAAUAUUAUUACCCUGAAGGAUGUGUUUGAUGACGGCCAGUGUGUGUUCCUGGUUCAAGACUUACUGAGAGGUGAAGAGCUGCUGGACAGAGCUCUGACGGUGCCAAAUUUUACAGAGAGAGACGCGUCAGACAUCAUCUGCACACUGACCAAGACUGUGGAAUAUUUACACUCGCAGGGGGUUGUGCAUCGAGACCUGAAGCCUAGUAACAUUCGCUAUUCUGAUGAUAGUGGACUCCCAGAAUGCAUUAGAAUAUGUGAUUUUGGUUUUGCCAAACAGCUCAGGGCAGAGAAUGGCUUACUGAUGACCCCCUGUUACACAGCGACGUUCAUGGCUCCUGAGGUUCUGAGGAAGCAGGGUUAUGAUGCAGCCUGUGACAUCUGGAGCCUGGGGAUCCUGCUCUACACCAUGAUAGCUGGUUUCAGCCCGUUUGCCAGCAGCUCUGAGGACUCAGCAGAGGAAAUUCUGGCCCAAAUCGGCAGCGGGAAAUUCAUUGUCAUAGGAGGGAACUGGGACCUGGUAUCUGAAGCUGCCAAGGACAUUGUGAUCAAGAUGCUCCAUGUGGACCCUCACCAGCGGCUGACUGCCCCACAGGUUCUCCGUCACCCCUGGAUUGUAGACAGAGACCAGCUCUCUGACAGAGUUCUCACCAGACAGGAUGCACACGUUGUCAAGGGGGCACUGUCUGCCACCUACUCUGCUCUGAGGCGCUGUGCUCCUGCUCCGGUCCUGGAGCCUGUUCAGUCCUCCAGCCUGGCUCAGCGGAGAGGGAUGAAGAAACUGGGGAGUCCCAAAGUUAAUGCAGACCCUAAAGAAAAGGAGUAGCCUUAACAAUCUGAAUAAAACUAUAAAAAUAUAUUAAAAAAUAUAUAUUAUUUAAGAAGAUGUGUUUUUUAAAAGCACACACCCCGUUAUAAAGUGCUUGUAAGAAUGUGACAGAUCAGGAAAAUAAAAUCGUAUCCCAAAGAGGCCUAAUUAACUCCAACAAGAAAACAAUCCACCAACACUGGCAUCAGGAUUAGCUUCAGUUCACUCAAUUCAAAGUGUACAUUUUUCUUACAUACACAAUUGAUUGAAAAAACAUUUAUAUUAAUUUAAUUAUAUGGCAACAUUUCUCAUGGUUCAGUCAUGACUUUAAAAUUGGAAUUGGACUGAUCUGAGUGGACAUUUACUUCGUUUUGAUCAAACAAGUCUGAAUAAAGUUAGAGCUUAUUGUGAUAUAAAUAGGCAAAUUGUUACCUGCCUGCUGGAGCUACUAUAUAGAUAUAGUUGCUCCAACAGCUGAAAGUGGAACGAAUUCGUCUGGUGACCAAAAUCAUAAAACAAACAAACAAAAAAAAACAAUAUUCAGUGCCACAAAUGAAAUGCCAAAUAGCCUAGUUUUCAUAUUCAGCACAUACCGUAUAUGUAUGUGAAAAUGAUGUCAUGGACAGCUGUAAUAAUACCGUCUUCCACAGUCAUUACUCUAACAUAUAUUUAUUAAAUAUAUGUUACAUCAUAACAUCUAUUUGAAUGGGACAAUAUCAUUCAGAUUGUACUAUUUUUCCUUAAGUCAAUCUUCUGAAUUCUUAUGCAUGUUAAAAAUGUAAAUAUUCUACCAAAGGGAAUUCUUACUUACAUUAGCAAUGCCAUUGAAGUCUUAUUGUAUCAUAAUAUGCUUAAUAAUUUGCUGUCUUCCAUAAAUGCAGCCUUUAACUCUUAUUAAAUUUAUUGUUAAACGUGUCUCUAUUGCACUUCCCACAUCAGUUGGGACCGUGAGCUAUGAAGGUGUUUGUGUUAAAUGUAGUUUGUUGUGUUUUAUCAUAGCAUAAUUCAAAAUGUUAUUUGGCUUAAGAGUCGUCAUAGAGGCAGGAAAACCUAAAGAGCAUCAGAGCAUUGCUCAAUGGUAAAUGUCACUCUGCAGCCUGUUGUACUUUGUGUUAUUAACUCUGCAUUCAGUGUAAUAGUUCAUCUUUCUGUGUGUGCUUGAGUGUGUCAAGUCGCUGCCAGUAGGCUUCUGUUUGCUGUUGGUGUCUAAAAGCCAAAAUGUUUAAGAACCACUGUGUCACAGAGGAUUGUACAUACUGUCUAUUGCUGCUGCCCUGACUGUGUCUAAUGAGAAGCUGUACAAUCACAAAUAUGAGGUAAGACUGAACAGGGUGUUUUGCAGAUAUGAGUAGCGCACUUUGUGUUGUACAAUUACAGUGUUGUUACCAAUAGGAAUGUAGAUUAUGAUGCUCCACAAUCAACGCACGUACUUACCGGUCAGAGGCAAAACCAAACAUGUUGUGAUGUGUAAUUAAUAAGCACUGUAGCAGCGAUUCAGUAAUUCAGUACAUAUUAAGUUCAGAGGUGGUAAGAGGUGGAGCUGGGACUGAUGCAGCUAUGAAUAUGCAGAUAAAGAUGUAGAUAUUGUGUUGUACAACCAUAAGUUGGAGUUAUAUCUGUAAAUAUUGUUAACUAAUUUAGAUUGUACAUACUGUCAUGCAAAGCCACCAGUAAAGAGGUUAGAUUGUAUAUAUAUAUAGUGUUGUACAACUAUCAUCAAGCAGAAAGACUGUAUAUAUUGUGUUUGCAGAUAUAUUGAGAUUGUACAUAUUAUAUUGUGUUGUGCAUCCAUUGCUCAGAGUGUACAUACUGUCUAUACCUGGCCAAUCACUGAAAUUGUUGGCUAGAACGCCAAAGUUUUACAAAUAAAGGAAAAGAACGGAAACAGCA
Larimichthys crocea (large yellow croaker) is the source of this 4592-nucleotide messenger RNA. It is a transcript of the gene rps6ka2, whose product is annotated as ribosomal protein S6 kinase, polypeptide 2. Gene Ontology annotation, biological process: protein phosphorylation; intracellular signal transduction. The transcript has 22 exons. Bases 477 to 2720 code for a protein of 747 amino acids. Gene Ontology annotation, molecular function: magnesium ion binding; protein serine/threonine kinase activity; ATP binding. The record is from RefSeq and is a predicted model, not a curated record. Lineage: Eukaryota; Metazoa; Chordata; Actinopteri; Sciaenidae.